This is a messenger RNA of Saccostrea cuccullata (small rock oyster), 1563 nucleotides long. RefSeq lists its product as uncharacterized. Bases 441 to 1532 code for a protein of 363 amino acids. The transcript has 4 exons. The record is from RefSeq and is a predicted model, not a curated record. Lineage: Eukaryota; Metazoa; Mollusca; Bivalvia; Ostreida; Ostreidae.
UGCCAUAUAAAUAUCGGACGUAUUCUAGCACACUCGUAUACCAAAGACAGCUAUUGAUUGCGGGCUGUAUAUUUUUUCACUAUUUUCGAUGUGGUUUUCUAAACAAAUUUCAUCAACCAAAGACAAACGUCAUUCAAUGCCCUUUUUUUCUGUGUUUGGACAAAGAGCCAAAUUUUCCUUGUUGUACUGAUUGUUUCUUCGCCGAUGGGUGCCGAGUGGAUUUUGUACUUCUGUGGCAAACAUCUUAAUUAAGCUAAGAAUUAAAUGUCCAUACGUUACAUAUAAGAACUGUAAACAGUGCCGCCAAGAGGAGCUGAAACUUAAGCAGAUAUAAACAUUAUCCAAGACCUGUCUGUAUUUAUACAGUUUUUGGUAUCGCUUAUCAAGUGCUUCAUAAAUUUGCUUGUUUGGUUGGUGUUUGACUUACUUAUAAAAUUAUCAUGGCAGUUGCGCACCAAAGACGAAGGACCGAGGACACAGAGAUGGAGAAGGACGCAUCCAGACCCUUCUUCAGAAGGCAAGAAGGUGAGGUCGGCAUCUACAUCGCUGUAUACGAUGCUACCGCUGUGAACCCAGAAGCCUACGGGUCAGAACAUUUCUACUUCAUGGAACUGACCGAGAGACUCCAUGAACAACUCAAUGGUGGAGACUUCGUCAAAAUGCGGGCGCAUCUAGAACGGAAAGGGGAAUUUAAAGGCGCCUAUAUUGAACGUUUUGAGAAAGGUAUCGUAAUGGCUGUUGGAUUUGACAACAUUGACGCAUUAGAAAGCGUUUGGAAACUCCAUAAAUCCGAGAAAAUGACUGGAUUGAUGCAAGACCUUCUAAUCACUCAGCCAUUGUUAAAGAAACUAGAAGCAAAACGCAUCGUCUUGACGACAAGAAUGUUUGAAGACGAGUACACAAACUGCAAGAAUGAACUGCUCAGUCGAUCGCUUCAAAGGAUUAGCAUUAAAACAAAAAAGCACGACAUGGAACUUCUCCAGAAACUCAAGAAUUUUCAAAACAAAUUCAACGACGACGUUCAAGAUCUCCAAGAAGCUGAGGCAAACUUUGGAAAGAAACUUGGUGAAUUCAUGAUGAUAGCAAAACAAAUUCUGCCCGUGAAUGUUAUCAAAAUUAAAACAGUGAAGGAAUUCGAGACCAUUGUCAAGGUGGCUAAAGGUACACCCAAGGCAGGAAAGAAGCUAGAAAUCAUAGACAAAUAUUUUGACAUAUUAAAGAAACUGAGGACCAAAUUUUUAGAAAUUGAAGAAGUCGUGUGUUUGCCUCUUCUACAAAUGCACAAAGUUUGUGAAACGGAGAGACAAAGAGAAGUCAAACCGAAAAUCCAAUCACUGUCCAAGGAAACUGCUCAGAAGUUGAGGGUAGACACCGAUUUACAGAAAGUGUCCCAUCCAGGAUGGGCUAAACGUCUUCUCCGAUCGGAACACGAUCUUUUCCUUGGACUUUUGUCAUUGGUUCCCAUUGGAACCGAGGCAGCAUUUGAUAUCAACUGUCUUCUUGAUGAAUAUAUAAACGACUUUCCUCUGUAGAAAUGUUAUUGUUCCGUAAAAAAUGAACAAU